Messenger RNA from Pelmatolapia mariae (spotted tilapia), 3207 nucleotides. RefSeq names its product choline O-acetyltransferase a (gene chata). Gene Ontology annotation, biological process: neuromuscular synaptic transmission; acetylcholine biosynthetic process. Gene Ontology annotation, cellular component: cytoplasm; neuron projection. Gene Ontology annotation, molecular function: choline O-acetyltransferase activity. Bases 228 to 2297 code for a protein of 689 amino acids. The record is from RefSeq and is a predicted model, not a curated record. NCBI's taxonomy places the organism in Eukaryota, Metazoa, Chordata, Actinopteri, Cichliformes, Cichlidae. The transcript is spliced from 15 exons.
UGAGCCAGCCAGGGAGUUGUGCUCAUGCCAUGUAGGGGAUUGAAAGAUGCUUAAAAUGAAGGAUCGAAGCAGUGACAUUUUAAAGAAAUUCUGUUAUAAACGGAUUCAAGUAAAGAUGGACCAACUAAAGCUACCUUCUUGAGCUCCAGGAGGAGAGGGUGUGUUUUCCCUCGCGGAGAGUUCCUCUUGUGACUCCAGCUGCUUGAUUGCCCUUCUACGCCGCCAACAUGCCAGUUCUCGACCGAGACGCCUCCAAAGAUUCAGGGGGCCGAGAUGCUCUGCCAAAGCUGCCGGUGCCCAACCUGAAAGACACACUGGACAGGUACCUGAGGUGCAUGAAGCACCUGCUCACAGAAGAACAGUUCAACAAGACGCAAAACAUAGUGACGGAGUUUGGAGCCCCUGGAGGAGUGGGGGAGCUACUACAGAGCAAACUCACGGAGAGGAGCGAAAACGUGGCAAACUGGGUUUAUGACUACUGGCUGAAUGAUAUGUACCUGAACAACAAACUUGCUCUACCUGUCAACUCAAGUCCUGCAAUGGUUUUCCCACAGCAGAACUUCAAGGCUCCCAUUGACUCUUUAAGAUUUGCUGCACACUUAAUAUCUGGAGUUUUGGAGUACAAGACUCACCUUGAUGACCGUGACCUGCCUGUGGACUAUGCCCAGGGCCAGCUGGCAGGAACGCGUCUGUGUAUGGAGCAGUAUUAUCGUCUCUUCACCUCCUACCGUCUGCCAGGACCUGAGAGGGACACUCUCGUAGCACAGGAGAGUAGCGUGAUGCCAGAACCUGAACAUAUCAUCGUGGCAUGCAAAAACCAGUUCUUUGUGCUGGAUGUGAUGAUCAACUUCCGGCAACUGAAUCAAAGAGAUUUGCUGACUCAGCUGGAGAAGAUUGUCAAGAUGGCUGACAACGAAGAAGAGCAGCUCCCUCCUAUAGGGCUUCUCACUUCAGAUGGACGGACAGAGUGGGCUGAGUCUCGUAGUGUACUAAUGAGAGAGUCUACCAACAGGGAUUCGCUGGACAUGAUUGAGCGUUGUCUGUGUCUCGUCUGUCUGGACGACGCAAGUGGACCUGCACUUAGUGACACUAAACGAGCCAUGUUGAUGCUGCACGGAGGUGGAUUGACAAAGAAUGGAGGCAACCGCUGGUAUGAUAAGCCAAUGCAGUUUAUUGUAGGAGCUGAUGGCUGCUGUGGAGUCGUGUGUGAACACUCUGCAUUUGAAGGAAUUGUCCUUGUGCAGUGCACAGAGUAUCUCCUCAAAUGCAUGAUUGGGAGUCCAUCAAAGCUGGUCAGAGCUGCAAGUGUGAGCGAGCUGCCCGCGCCACGCAGACUCCGCUGGAAAUGCACUCCUGAAAUUCACAAGCUCAUCACGUCUGCUGCUGAUAAACUCCAGAGAAUGGUAAAAAAUCUGGAUAUGAAUGUUCACAAGUUCCAUGAUUACGGGAAAGAGUUUAUCAAGAAGCAGAAGAUGAGUCCAGAUGCCUACAUCCAGGUUGCUCUUCAGUUAGGCUUCUACAGGUGUCAUGGCAGACCGGUGUCCACCUAUGAGAGUGCUUCUCUACGUCGUUUUCAGCAAGGCAGAGUAGACAACAUUCGCUCAGCAACACCUGAAGCCUUUGCCUUUGUCAAAGCAAUGACUGAAGGGAAAAACAGCACAAGUGACACAGAAAAGAUGGAACUGUUGAAAGGAGCCAUAACUGCACAGACCAGUUAUACACGUCUGGCUAUUACAGGGAUGGCAAUAGACAAUCACCUACUAGGGCUGCGUGAAAUUGCACAUGAAAUGAAGAUGGGGAAGCUCGAAAUGUUCAAAGACGAAGCCUAUCUCAUCAGUAAUCAGUUCAUUCUCUCUACAAGUCAGGUUCCCACUACUGUUGAAAUGUUCUGCUGCUACGGACCCGUGGUUCCAAACGGAUACGGCGCGUGCUACAACCCUCAGUCAGACCAUAUUAUCUUCUCCGUGUCCAGUUUCCAUGAGAGCCAACAGACAUGUUCAGCAGAAUUUGUAAAGUGCUUGGCGCAGGGACUUCGGGACAUAAGGGAUCUGUGCAAUAAAUGCAACGCUGACUGCGCUGCCACGGAGGAAAGAAAGGGCCAGACACAGGAGGCACACACACAGACCGAAACAAAGUGGGAGGAAAAAUCACCCCAGAGACCAUCUGAUUUGACUAAAAACAAGCAAACAGUCCCACAGGUUCUGGUGAAGACAACAGACCAGAGUAGCGUGGAGGCCCAAACUCAGACGCUAACACACGGAGAGGCGCGACCUCUGAGAAAAAUGAGUAAAUCAUAGGAAACUGUCAGUGCCUGUGGUAAUAGUGGUGGUGUGAUAUUAAAUGUGUUUUUCUGUGCUGCAAUAAUGUAAUAGUAAGUCAAUUUUAAAAUAUACACUGUACAAGCUGUGAUACAAAAUGUCAUGUAUAUAUUUAUUGUUGUAAUAGAGGAUGCUUUUUCCAGGAAUUGAAAUGUGGCUACUACAGGGUACAUGUAGCUGAGAGUUAGUGCCAGACGAAUGGGUAAACCUGACAUGAAUCAGCCAAAGAAAGAAGUUCGUUUAUUGCUGGCCAGCAGACCUUAGAGUUAAGGUUUGUGGGAAAUAUUAAAAAAAGGAAUAAUGAGAGAUGCAAACACUGGAGUUUCAUUUGUAUUAUUAAAUGUCUGCAUCAUCUUUGGUGUCAGUCAGUUUGAAAAAGCAAAAGCAGGCUGUGAGUUAUGCCAAACGGCUGAUUGUCUCACAGUGUCAACCUGCAAAUUGCAUGCUGCUAUCUAAUGAUUUUCUGAAGACCAGAAAACAGCAAUCUUCUCCUUGUGUUGUCUUCAUAAAUUCUUGUGUCUGUUGUACCAGUACUGUGUGCCAAUACAUCUGCUCAAAAAACAAAGUAUCCUUUUAUAAAAUCCUCUUCAUACUCUUCUGUACUCCUUAUACUGGGACUCACACUGUGCUUGUGUACAUAAUAAAUCCAAUGUAGCCGUCCAAGAUUUUAUAAGGAUACUUUAUAGUUAGCCUAAAGAAUGUUAAGUUGAACCAAAUGUGUAAAGUUUUGAGCAGAAUAUUUCAAUUAAGUUAUUUAUUUUUGUAUCAUAUAUAAAUAUAUCUAUAUAUAUAUAUAAUGUUAUAGAGAAGAACUCUGAAAAGUAAAUAUAUAAAGGUUACUAACCAAAGGUGUUCACUGUAUUGAUGGCUGUCAAAGUACUAUAAUUAA